Molecule: messenger RNA, 2413 nt
Organism: Lytechinus pictus (painted urchin)
Lineage: Eukaryota; Metazoa; Echinodermata; Echinoidea; Temnopleuroida; Toxopneustidae
Product: proton-coupled zinc antiporter SLC30A2-like
Exons: 8
Coding region: 125-1273 (382 amino acids)
Biological process (GO): zinc ion transmembrane transport; response to zinc ion
Cellular component (GO): plasma membrane
Molecular function (GO): zinc ion transmembrane transporter activity
Source: RefSeq, a predicted model, not a curated record
UAUACAAGUCAUAUUCCAUUAUAGACAGAAACAAGGAAUAGUAAGCAAUACUAUCUUCUUCCACUUAUUCUUCUUGGAGUCAAUUUUACAUGUGGGCUCGUUGAAAGGUAUAUAUUUUUCAAAUAUGGCAGAAACAAAUGAAAACGGGAAUAUGUUGAUGUCUAGCUUGUCAGUUGAUGGACAUCAGAGAAGUUAUGGAGCCUUGAAAUCAGAUGAUACAAAUAAGGAGAGUCCAAUAAAUCCUCAGAGACAGGUCAUACUCGAAGGAGCUAAAUUACGUCUCAUUUUCGCUCUCUCGCUUUGUACGCUCAUAGUGAUCGCAGAAAUAGUAGGAAGUAUUUUAUCUGGAAGUUUAGCUAUCCUGGCUGAUGCAGGUCACCUUAUCACCGAUAUAGUCACUUACAUCAUUAGUCUAACUUCUAUCUGGCUUGCACAGAAACCUCCAUCCAAAACCUACACCUAUGGCUUGUUACGUGCUGAGGUUGUUGGAGCUCUAUUUUCGAUCAUCCUGUCAAUCUGUCUUGCUAUAGUCCUCUCAUAUUUUGCUACCAUGAGGAUUGUCAAUCGCGACUUCGACAUCGAUGGCGAGGUUAUGCUCAUUAUCAGCGUCGUCAACUUCAUGGGGAAUAUCAUCCAGAUAUUUCAACUCCAAUUCGGGUUUUGCUGUUGUACUAAUCAAUGUGGCGGUGCUGAUGAGAGCUUGCUCCCCAGUGGUCAUGGGCACAGUCAUGGCUCACUACUCGGUGGUUCAGAUGAUAAAAGUGAGGGUGAUAUUACCAAUCAUAUGAAUGUACGAGCUGCAUGUCUUCAUAUAAUUGGAGACUCAAUCUUUGGUUUUGGACUUUUUGUCGGGGCUUUAAUCAUCUUCUUCAAGCCGGAGUAUAAAAUCAUUGACCCGAUCCUCACUAUCAUCUUUGGUAUACUCGUACUUCUCACUCUCUUCAAUCUCUUCAGGGAAAGCAUCCAUAUCCUCAUGGCAGGUAAACCUGGAAGUUUAGAUUAUGAUGAGGUUAAACGAAGAUUGAUUGAAAUAAACGGAGUUGAGGGUGUACACUCGCUUAGAAUAUGGUCUCUGACUUCAGAUGUUCAUCUUAUAUGCGCUCAUCUUGUUUUAUCACGGUUCUAUGACGGGCGACCUGUAGAUGUUCUCGUUGUACUACAAGAAGCUCGUCAAAUCCUUGAGACUCACUUCCGAGUGGUUCAUUCCACUAUUCAAAUAGAAACAGGUGUGGAAGAAGGCGUGCAAUUUGUGUGUGCUAGAACUACUGGAUGAAAACAACAAUCAGCGAAUGUCAAAUAUCCACGAUUUAUUCAGUAAAUUGGGAAUAAAUGUAAAGUAUUUUAUAAUUAAGCAAAAUGUUGAACACAUACAGGAUUAUUAUUAUUAUCAUUAUUAUUAUUAUUAUUAUUAUCAUUAUUAUUAUUAUCAUUAGUAGUAGUAAUAGUAGUAGUAGUAGUAGUAGUAGGAUGAUGAGGAGACUGCGUCCUACAAGCUCCGCUUUUUGGCAGUCUCCUCCAUUCCCAAUCUGUUUAAUGAUAAUUUUUUGUACACAGAAAUUUGCUAUAUGAUUUCUUGUUUUAAUUUGUAUAUCAAAAUGUAACAAACAAAUUAGGAAUGUUGAACAUUGAAAUAAACGAAAUGAAAUGAAGAAAUUUGAAAAAGGAUGAUCCGCAAUAAGAAAACGUUCUUUCAGCAAGGCGCGAAUACAUCCAAUGAGCAUUGUUCAACGACUACCCCAUCUACGGCUGUAGAACUUUUUUGGGUCCAAAUCGGCAAUCCAAAUCAAUUCUGUACUUUAGCCAAAACUAUGCAUUCGAUGAUCAAAAUACACUCUAAAUUCCAAGGACGUAGAAGAAAUCCAUAUCAGCUGCGAAUAUAAAGAUUUAGAUAUAAAGCUAAUAGAUUUGAAUUUGAUUUUUUUUAAUCUAAAAGUUAAUCCAAAGUGAAUCGAAUGUUUGGCCGGUCACUAUUCACAGCCGAUCUGGAUUCAUCUUAAAUCCUUCAAAUUUAGAGUUUUGCCUGGCCUGAAGGUUGAAUAAUUCAUUUUUACAACAUGUUGUAAAAAAUGAAUUAUUCAACCUUCAGUCUAAAAUGGAUCAACAUUAAUAAUAUUAUGCGAUAAUUUCAUUAUGUAUUUGUAAAGAACUUGAUUAUGAUGUGAUAACAAGAAUUACCAAUGACUAUCUGGUUGUACUUUGCAAAUUUUGAUAUCUUGCCCCCCCCCCCCCGAUGGAUUUUUUUUAAUUUUUAUGUAUAUUUACUGUGAAUCACGUUUUUGACAAGUUUACUAUGUAUUAGAGUGCAUUUCGUUAACGGAUCUUCACAUUAAUCUUGUCCAUUCUUAGUUCGUGUCAGGUAGCCUAUAGAUCUGGAUUGAUGGUUAAAUUGAUUUCGUCAACACAUCAUGUCUCA